Messenger RNA from Aspergillus steynii IBT 23096, 763 nucleotides. RefSeq names its product translation machinery-associated protein 16. Gene Ontology annotation, cellular component: nucleus. The coding region runs from base 61 to 597 and encodes 178 amino acids. The record is from RefSeq and is a predicted model, not a curated record. The transcript is spliced from 3 exons. Lineage: Eukaryota; Fungi; Ascomycota; Eurotiomycetes; Eurotiales; Aspergillaceae.
CGCGAUUGUCCCACCUGGCCAUAUUGGAAGUCCCCAAACGAGGCAGCUCAAGCACACACCAUGCCGAAGACACUGCAAAAAGUCCACAAACAUAUCUCCAAGAAGCGCGGGGUCGUCGAGGCGCUUCAUGAGAACAGCCGAGAUGCAAAGAGAUUGCGCCGAGCCAAUGCGAGAGAUGACCGAGUCGCUCGAGUCCAUGCCAAUCUGUCGCGGGGAAGACUGACAUAUGUGGAGCGGAUUGCCUAUUUCCAAGAUAAUAUCCCCGAAGACAGUGGGCCGUUUUCCGACAAGGACAUGAUCGAUGUGGCCGCAAGAUAUAUCAACCGCAGCGUCCCCGAAAUCGAACAGCUACAAAGUGAGCGCCGGAAAGGUCGACCGCCCACCAAGCGCGAAGAAGCUCUGCUGCAAAGAACGGAUGUGGAAAGCAAGGAAUUCAAGACGGGAUUUUGGAUGCCAGAUAUCAGCGAGCGCGAAGUGAUUCAAAAGCUUGCGUCGUGGAAUGGCGAAUGGUCUGGCCUGAGUACGAUGAAAUUUAUUCGUCUCACCAAGGAUGGAGACAAGCAGUCGUCAGCCUUUCCGCCGAAAGGAAUGUCUUGAACCUGUUUCUUCUUUUCUCGAUAUUUUUCAUUUCCCCUGUUUCUCUGUGUUUCUUUAGAAAGAAAAGUCGGCGUGUGUUAUGACAUUUGCUUUCAAUUACGGGACAAUGGCAUUCAUGAAUGUAUAUACCUUAUCACUCGUGGCCUCCUGAGGCACAAAUAUCUAG